AGCCGAGUGGGGAAAUACCCUGAGAGAGGAGAGUGUAGAGUCUAAAAGAGAAAUCAAAAGCAAAAAGGUCACCGAGAUGAGCGGAGCCACGACGGCGGCGUAUUUAGCACGACGAGCAGCCCAAAAGGAGAGGGUUCGGAUCCUCUACCGCCGUGCCCUCAAAGACACCCUCAACUGGGCCGUCCAUCGCCACCUUUUCUAUCAAGAUGCUUCUGACCUUCGCGAGAAAUUCGAAGCCAACAAGCAUGUGGAAGAUCUUGACACAAUUGACAAAAUGAUAGCUGCAGGUGAAGCAACUUAUAAUAAGUGGCGGCAUCCAGAUCCUUAUAUCGUUCCUUGGGCUCCUGGUGGUUCCAAGUUUACUCGAAACCCUGUCCCACCUUCUGGGAUUGAGAUUGUGUAUGAUUAUGGUCGAGAAGAUAAUGAUUAAAACAUCCAUCUUUUCAUAUCCCUAGCAAUAAAGGUCUAACGGAUCCUCUAGUGCGUAACAAGGGAUCUUGGACAACUACUUUGAAUUCUUUCAACUGAGAUAGGACUUUUUAAUAACAUUCAUGUUGAUGCUCUUUCGUGGUUGUUGCUAUGUGUCUGGUCUUUUGUGUAACAAAAGAUCAUUGGUCGGAUUGAAGGUACAAAAAUGCUUGUUGACAUGGCAUAGAAUUUCAAUCUUGAAUCUUUCUUGUGACAAA
This is a messenger RNA of Hibiscus syriacus, 686 nucleotides long. Its product is annotated as NADH dehydrogenase [ubiquinone] 1 beta subcomplex subunit 9-like. Gene Ontology annotation, biological process: mitochondrial electron transport, NADH to ubiquinone. The transcript has 6 exons. The record is from RefSeq and is a predicted model, not a curated record. Bases 77 to 430 code for a protein of 117 amino acids. Lineage: Eukaryota; Viridiplantae; Streptophyta; Magnoliopsida; Malvales; Malvaceae.